AUGAAGAAACUGGUGGUGUUCUUGCUUUUUCUGGUUCUUUUCACCAUCUACACAGAUGCCAACCCCAUCAUCAAGGAAAGCCUUGCCAAGCAGCUCCUGCGUAGCAAGAGACAGGAGAGGCCAAGGACACCAGGCCAUCCCGAUGAGCCCAUGAGGGAGCACAUGCUUCACAUGCAGGCUCUGGACCAGAGAGCACAGGAGACCAACUUGGAACACUGGCUCAACCCUCACUGCUACCCACGCUGUGACAGGAACUAUGGAUACCCGGUCUGA
Messenger RNA from Nerophis lumbriciformis (worm pipefish), 273 nucleotides. The record is from RefSeq and is a predicted model, not a curated record. Lineage: Eukaryota; Metazoa; Chordata; Actinopteri; Syngnathiformes; Syngnathidae.